AGCACCUUUAAGUUUAAGUCGGAGAGUGAUAUCCACCUGGCCGAGCACCAUAAGCAGGUCCUGUAUGAUGGGAAGCAGGCCAGCUCCAUCUCUUCACCUACAACGCCAAGGCCACCGAAUGCACAGCUCUGUCUGGAGUCAUCACCCAGGGAGAACGCAUCCAUCUUCGUUCACUCACCACACGCACUCAUGCUGCAGGAUGUGAAGCCAUAGUGACCCACUCCAUCCACAGUGCUAUCCACUCUAUCGGAGGGAUUCAGGUCCUCUUCCCUCUCUUCUCACAGCGGACUACAGACAACUCAACGACAGCUCUGUGGACACCCACCG
Messenger RNA from Salvelinus sp. IW2-2015, 327 nucleotides. The record is from RefSeq and is a predicted model, not a curated record. Lineage: Eukaryota; Metazoa; Chordata; Actinopteri; Salmoniformes; Salmonidae.